Mercenaria mercenaria is the source of this 7221-nucleotide messenger RNA. RefSeq names its product germinal-center associated nuclear protein-like. NCBI's taxonomy places the organism in Eukaryota, Metazoa, Mollusca, Bivalvia, Venerida, Veneridae. Bases 206 to 6574 code for a protein of 2122 amino acids. Gene Ontology annotation, molecular function: nucleic acid binding. The record is from RefSeq and is a predicted model, not a curated record. Gene Ontology annotation, cellular component: nucleus; transcription export complex 2; cytoplasm. Gene Ontology annotation, biological process: mRNA export from nucleus. The transcript has 30 exons.
AAUUAUCAUAGAUGUUAAUUCUCACAACAGAAAUGAAAGUGCGGAAAAGCAAAAAAAUGAACCACUAAGCAGACAUUCAUGAAGAAAUAAGAAAUAGAUUGCAAUUAACAUGGGAUGUCAACCAGGACUACAGAAGUAAGGAAUGUGUGUCAUGUCCAUAUCAUGAUUUUAGUCACCAAGAAAAAAAUCGAUUAAACUUUGAAUUAUGUCUAAUCCAUUUGGUACACCUUUUACCAGCCAGCAGAAUUCAGCUGUGUUUGGGAGUACUACCAGUCAACAAGGUGCAUUUGGUGCUCCAUCAGUGUUUGGACAGCAGUCAGUAUUUGGACAAACUACAACAACUUCUGCUUUCCCUUCCACAGAUACGGUUAGUACUUCUGGAAGUGUGUUUGGACAGGCCCAAGCAACUACGGUAGGAACACAGCCUGGUUUAUUUGGCAGCAAGGCAAUGCCACCACCAUCUUAUGCCAGCUCAGUGUUUGGACAAAGCUCAAGGUUUGGACAGGGUUCAGUAUCUGGACCAAGCUCUGAAGGGACAGGUAGUUCAGUAUUCAGUAAGCCAGCUACAACCAGCUCAUUAGGGACACAGAAUGUUUUUGGAGGAACACCAUUUGGAGGUGGUAGUAACCUUUCACAUUCAACUGGCUCUGGUUUAUUUGGAAAUCCUGGACAGUCAUUUUCAUUUCAGAAAUCUACCCAGCAGACAUCUUCAUCAUUUGGACAGCCCACAACGCAGUCAAAUAUUUUUUCUUCAGGUGGAACCCCAUUUGGAAGAGAAAGUAGUGGAAAUGCAUCAAGUGCAGCUCCCUCACUAUUUACUGGAUUAGCAACUGUAAAGAGUGAGCCAUCAUCUGCCACUUCAUCCUCAACUGGACUCUUCGGGAAACAGUCAGCUGUGGCAGGGAGUAAUGCAGCUACAUCAAAUUUAUUUGGGAAGCCUAGUGAUCCAGCAAGCAGCAGUGUAGCAACAUCAAGUUUGUUUGGGAAGUCCACAACAGCAAGCACUGGGUCUAUCUUUGCUAAAGUUGAAAAGGUAGAUGAUGUUAAACCUACUUCAUUUGGAGGUGGUUAUCAGACAAAUACAGCUAGAAACCAGGAUAUAAAACCAACAGGGCUAUUUGGCAAAGUGAAACAAGAGAGCAUAGCCAAUAGUGCGGAGACCAAAACUCUUCCAUCUACAAUAUUUGGAGGAAAUAGCAGCCAGCAGGAGAAUCUAUCUGCAGGUACUGAUAGAGCUCAAGGUAAAGGGUUGUUCGGCAAGGGGAAGCCAGAAAUUAGUGAGGAAGAGCAUAAAGGGUUGUUUGGAAAAAGAAAGCCAGAACAUGGUGGUGCUAAAGAUACAGGACUUUUUGGAAAGGGGAAGACACUCAGUCAGACACUGUUUAGAAAUCCAGUGAAAGAAGAAGAUAUAACAAAAGGUUGUGAUGAUACUGCUGGGUACAGUCAGGAAAAUGAAGAUGAAAAUCCAUUGCAACAUCAUUCAGGGCUAGGAGGAAAUAGAUCGUCAACAAAAGGACUAUUUGGUAAACCUUUCCAGAAAGGAGAGACAUCUGGUACUGGAUUGCUUAGUAAGCCUGCAAGUUCAAGGGCAAGAGCACCAUCCACUUCAGAUGACAAAGAAGAAUCUAAAUCAUCAUUGCGACGUCAGAUGUCUGAAGAGAUCAGUAGCAAGGUGGCGAUUGUUUGUAGAAAUGUCCCGCACAAAUACAAUACAAUCAUGAAUUUGAGGUCACACUUCAAAAGAUUCGGAGAAGUCACAAAGGUGUUUCCGAACCAGGCCAAAAUGCAGGCCACUGUACACUUCAGGACACAUGAAGCUGCAGCAGAGGCAAAGGUGCGGGGACGUAUAUUAGCUCGAGGUGUGCUGCCUAUGACAAUAUUUUGGAGUCAGUAUGCUAGGACAGCUACUCCAAAGGCUACCAAAAGUUCUCCUGAUGUUGAUGUGAAACCCACCAGGCCUGUAAAACGAACCAGUGAUACUGACCUAUUGCCAAGGUCUAAGAAACCAUCAUGGAAGGGCACUGACACCGUGGAUGAAGAGCUAGAGAAUAUGGCGGGGACACAGGAUAUAAAGGGGAGAGUAAAGGAACUAACGAGAUCACCAGAGAAACGAUCCAGGAGUGUCAGUCCUACCCCAUCAACUUCUUCAUCAGUUGAUAUCAAAUCUGACAAAAUUGUUACCAGCAUGUUUGAGGGAUGUGUUGCCAGGACAACGACGGAACGAGUAAACUUGCUGAGGUUAAGGGAUAAAUAUAUCAGACAAAAUCGUGUGAAGGGAAAGAAAGAUAUGGUGAAGGCUUUUGUUGGCACUUGUCCAGAUAUGUGUCCGGAGAAAGAGCGCUAUGACCGUGAGGAUAAACGUCAGCUUAGUUACUAUGAGAUUAUUCCAGGGACAGAAAACAUUCCUGGUAGAAACCCACAGGUUGAUCACAGUAGAGCAGUUAAGGAAUACCUGAGGUCAUCACCAGACCAGGAUGAACCUCUUCCACACGAGUUACGUCCCAUUCCAGUUUUACAGUCAACCAUGACGUACUUGCUAUGUGAAGUGGCUAACAGGGAGGAGGAUGGGCGUUGGGGUGACUGGUUCGACUUUCUCUGGAACAGAACUAGAGGCAUAAGAAAAGAUAUUAUCCAGCAGCAGCUGAAUGACAGAGAUGCUGUAGACCUGAUAGAAAAAUGUGCGAGGUUUCAUAUCUACUGUUCCGAGAGGCUAUGUGAGGAGGACAUGCAUUCCUUUGAUGCCAAAAUCAACAACGAGAACCUUACCAAGUGUCUACAGACUCUCAAAGAGUUUUACGCUGAUUUAGAGAAGAAACAUAAAUGUUACUGUGAAAAUGAAGCUGAGUUUCGGGCUUACAUGGUACUAAUGAAUCUAAAUCAAGGAGAUAUAUUGAGAGAAGUGCAGCAACUGCGACCAGGUAUUCGAACAUCACCAGCCAUAAAGUUUGCACUUCACGCUUACUUUGCUCUCAAUGGGAAUAAUUACAUCAAGUUCUUCAGGCUUGUGAAGCAGGCAUCAUUCAGUAAUGCAUGUAUAAUGCAUCGUUACUUCACACAAGUCAGGAACAGAGCCCUCUUACUGAUGAUGAGAGGUUACAGUAUGGGCAACAGAUCAGCACAGAUACCUGUAAGUGAGCUUGUGCGCCUACUUGGAUUUGAGAGUGAUAGUGAAGCGACAGAUUUCAGUCAACAUUACGGUUUUAAUGUGAAUGAUGGUGAGAUGGUCCUGGACAAAGCAGAGUAUAUUGAGCCAGAUACUGCUUGGCUACCUGUGAGAAGUGUCAGCCUCAUAGAAUCUAAGUUAAUGGUGUCUCCUGGAGAGUUCAUUAAUGGCGGAACAUUCAGAGAAACUACACAUUUGUCACCUGUAUCAAGUUUUGAUGAUAAUGGAAGAUUUCACAGUCAAAUUGAGUUGCCUAAGAAAGGUUUUGAACCAGCAAGUAGUAGCCAGGCAACUAGCAGCACUCAGCCCCCUAGCAACAUACAGCAAGCAGAGGUCAAGGUGAAACAUGAACCUGUACAGGAAGAAACAGAGAGAGGAGCUGCUGUAGAAGCAGAUAAACCAUCAUUAAAGAAGGUUCCAGUGGAGUUUGUUAAGGAAUGGUUUAUCAAGGAUUCAGCAAAGUUUUUGUUCUGGGAGGUUAUAGAUGAAAUGUGUAAAGGUAUAGGUGAGGAAGUGAAAUCAGAGGUGGAUGCUAAACUACAUUUCUCCAAUGACUACUUGGAGGGUAUACUGAUCCCAACACUGAAAAAUGAGAUCAGAACUGUGUGUGAAGACACUUACGAGGAAGCACAGGAACAGAAACGUAAAGCAUUGCACUUGGAGAAGGAGUUGAGACGUGACAGAGUAGCUGAACUUCUCACUGAUGAUUUUGUCAAUGAUCUUAUUCAUCAGGAAUCAUUGAAUUUGGCCACAAUUGAAAUGAGGGAAGUUAAAGCUCAGUUGAGAAGAGAAUGUAUAGAGAGAGUGACUAUUGAUAUUAAUGAUGAACUUGUUGAGGAGGUCAUGAGUGAAAUGGUUGUGGAUGUGUCCGAAGACGUGUUUGAAACAGAUGUCAGACAGAGGCUCAAACAGCUUGACGAUUUUGAGAAACUGGUAAAAUUGAGCAGGGCUGGAAGAUUUUGGCAUAAAUGGAAAAAGGAAUAUAAGGCAGUGACUAAAUUAAAACGUGCAAUGGAGGAAUUUCCAUGUGCUCCAAAUAUGCAAACAAGAAAGGAGCAGUUGAACUUGUUACUUAAUGUUGAUAACGAAAGUAUUGUGGACAAGAAGUUCUAUGUGAAUAAGAGAGCAAAAUUAACAAUAGAGACACCACUAGAAAUAGAGAAACAUAGAAAAGAGACAGAGACAUGUGCUCUCGUACAUCGUUUAUACAGAAAUCUCCUCCAUCAGACAGCCUGGGCUCCUCUUGAUCUCGGGAGACUUGUUGGAAAGGAACUUAAUCGGAAGGCCAGACAUGUACACCAGCGAAAUACCCUGAAAGCAACAACAUUAUUUUGGAAGGUGUUGUUGUGUCUGCCAGAUGUUGAUGGCAACAGUAUCAGCAACCAUUCAGAGGCAGCCACACAUAACCUGUGUAAAUGGCUAAAAGUGAGGUUCUCCAAGGGGUCAUCUUUAUCAUCCCAACUUGAUGUAAAGGGCCACGUUUUAAGCUUGUACAAAUGUCAUUUGGCAGAUGCUCUGGCAUCAAAGCCCGUCAGUCUAGGCGUUUGUGUUAGGACUGUAGAAGGACAGCUGGAUGAUGAUGAUAUAGCAGCUAUAGAAGAGACAAGUCUCUAUUUGGGAGCCAAUGCUCUAUUGUUUCUCCUACCUGCUGGUGCCCUACUCAGCAAGUUAAAUUCUGUUAAAAGUGAUCAGUAUUGGACAGCACAGUACUUCAGACUGAAAGCAAUUCUUGACGUGAAACCAAGAUAUCAAGGAUUCCCAUUGGUUAUUGUGAUUCCAGUGCCAGCCAAUCAGAGCGUGUCUUUGAUACAGAUUGUAAAAUGUUUAUCUUUAGAGGAAUUUUUAGAUGAGGAGUUACUGAGUGAUGUAGAGCUUGUCACGUGUGAGCUGAAUGAGAAUAGACCUGACGGUAUAGACCUGACUGACCCCAGAAUCAGUGAGGAGUUAUGUGAGAGUAUACAGUGGUUAGCCAAGAAAAGCAAGCCAAUACCAUGUGUUACUGUGCAGUAUUUUAAAGAUACUGUGGAUUUGACACUGCAUCAACACUACUACACACCAGUUCAACAUAACCACAAGAAGAGAAAACAGUUGGAAAGGCUUAACAAGGAUCCAAACAGUUUACUGGGAUUAUACAACACAGUGAUUACCCAUUUAAGUGAAGUGCUCACUUCAGAAAGGCUAUUCAAGGUGUCGUGGCCAGUGGCAGAGUUUGCCAGCAAACAAAAUACAGACUUGCCACCAAAUCACUGGAACAGGGGAGAUCAUUUGGAAUAUUUAUUCAGCAUAGUUGACUCCCUUAGAUUACCAAAGUUUGAACUAAGCAACCCUGAUCCAGAAGACUGGUUUGAUGUUAAAAGAGACCUCUGGGAGUUUGUGUCAUCAUUUGCUGGAAGUGAUUACAGUGGAGCUAGGAUCAAGUUAUUUUCUAGAUUGAAGAACUUAAUACAUAAACUGGAAGUAGACUUUGAGGAGGCAUGUUAUUUCCAGUAUGGAGAAGCAGACUGCCAGCCAACCUUUUUUAAUGUCCCGUGGAGCACGGUUGUCUCACUGUGUAUAGACUACAAACUAGACAGUAUAGACCUUACUGAUCCACAUACACCAGACCCUCAGGAGAAGAGAGAACUAAAAGUAGCAUACAUCAAAGAAGAAAUGGAGGGGUUUAUUCCGCCAGAAUCUUGGAAACAUAUCGAGGCAGACAGGACUGUGCUAGAAUGUCCAGCUCUUGAAGAUACAGUGAAGAGGGUAGUAUACAGGGUUCAGGAAGAAAGGAAGAAAUCCUUGAUGAAAACAGAGAUAUCCAUCACAGAGGAUCCAGUCAAUGUUUCUGUUGUUGCCAUGGACACAAAGAAAACGUCAAGCACACUGAUCAAAUCUUUGAAAUCUGAAAGAAGACAGUCGGAUCAUUUUCAGAAAUACUUGGAAGAUGCCCUUAAAGAUGUGGACCCAGAUCUGAAUCAUUCAUUGACAGAAAGUGCCUCAUUUUCUGUGUUUGAGACUGAAAAUCAGUCAUUUGGUGCAGGAAAUUUUUCAUCAUUAACCAGUCGGAGAAGAUUUAGCUUCGAUCCUGUGUCCAAUCAAAAAAGUUUUGAUGCCACAUCCUAUUUCAACCAGUCACAAAAUAACAUUUCAGCCAUAUUUGCUCCAGAGAAUGAAGGGAGGACACUCUUACCUCCAAGUAGAAGAAAGUCUGACAUUGGUUUGCAGGAGUUAUCUGUCUUGCCUGGCAAGAAGAGGCGUGAGAGACUUUCUGAGAUUUAUAACAAUGAUAAAGUGAUGAUGUAUAUUAAGGAACCAACAGUGAGUGAAGACGUGGAAAACUUCAGGGAAAAUCUGAAAGCAAGCAGGAGGGAGAGUGAUUUAUUUGAGAAGAAACUGAGGCUGAUGCUGCAAGACCGUCCAGAAUCUUUCUGAUUUAAGAUACUGUAAUUAAACAGUAAAUGGACACAGACCAUCAUAACAGUUCUGUGAGUUUCAAAAAACAUGUACUUGUCAAAAUUUAGGACUGAAAAUCACAAUGAGGAAUACUUAGAGCAAUUGGAAUGUAGAAUUAAACCAGUUUGUCCAAUAUUUAUAUAAGUCUAGGACAGCCGUAUCCAUGUGAGGCCAUCCUUUUGAUGUUUAAUUGCAAAUUUAGAAUUAUGGGCUAAAAUUGACUGAGACAGUGACAUCAGUAAUCAAACAUAUUUAUUUAGUUUGAUAUAUAGACAGCCAGAACAAUGGUAAGAUGAACUCUUCAGAAUACAGCAGAUAAAUUGUGAUACAUAUGAUAUAGUUUAUGCAACAUCUUGUUAAAGGUACAGUUAAACUUGGUAAACCUUAUUUCUGCCCAUUUUCAUACUGCAGAAAUUAAAUAAAUUUAAAGUGAAGUAAUGAGGUCUAUAAAAAGUAUGAUUUCGGAUGCUUGAUAGUAAUUACAUUGCAUUGUUUAAACAUUGUCCCAGGCACCUGGUAGUUCCUGGGUUAUAAAAUUGUGUUUAAACAUACAAGUUUGUGUCAUAGUGUUCAAUAAAUAAAUAAUACUGAAAUAUCUGCAAAUAAAUUGUUCUUCGGCAAAAAUA